CCUUCCACUGCUGAGGCAGGGUCCCAUGUGCUUAGCGGAGGCUUCUUAAAAGUGCUUGCAUACCCUCACUUCCUUCCAUCCUGCUGCCUCCAAGCCGCUGCUUGUUGACCCUCUUCACCGUGUCCGCACGCAGCAAAGCGAGUAAGGCCGUCGUUCAUUUGGUGGAUCAGAAAAAGAAAGAAAAAGAAAAAAGAUCCCUGGUUGACGGUAUCCCAGGACGACGAGAGCCUGAGCCUGCAAGCUCAUCAUCCAUCAUAUCUGCCACCGCUUGCUUUGCUCCGGGCUUGACCUGGAUCCCCCCUUUCUCUUCUGCUUUGCCGGCCCUCAGCUGCGGGUUUUGCAUUACUUUGCUUUAAUUUGCUAUUUACCUUCCAUUACUCGCUUUGUCCUCCCGCCGUCUGGCACUUCAACAUCGACGCCUCCACUGCGGACAGUCUCUUCCACGCCGCGGUUUUCACUUCUUGGUCCACGCCCAGGACCCAGUCGCUCUAAGCCGUCAGCCACCCGCCUCGACCCUUCUUCUCGGCACCCCCCGAAACAAACAACCACCACGCUGGUCCGAGCAGGAAUUCUUAGCGUCCCAAUGGCUCACAUAAUCAGCUGUAUGCUGGAGGGGAACCAUGAUAUCGGUAGCAUCGGCCAUCAUAUAUCCAAGCCAGCCUCCCCACUACCCGCACACGAUUCAGUAAGCAAGCUUCAAUGCAACCUCAGCUGCCGCCAACAUAUAAAACACUCAUGGGCCCGCACCCUACCUGCAAUACACCUUGCUGCCUGUGGUUCUCAUUCGCCCAUAGCCAUCACCACUAACAUAUCAUGCCACCCAAACAGCAACAACAACAACAACAGCAACUGCCUCCACUGCUGGAGCAGGAGCAGGAACAGGAACAGGAUUUGUCCCCAGUGAACAAGACCCCGACGCCUGCGGAGAAGUCAUCCCACAUCUGGAGGAUGUACCAACCCGAGCGCAAGUACCAGCUGUUCCCGAGGGAAAAGCAGCAGCCCGCUGCCCCCACGAAGCCGGAGCAGCCCUUUACCGUCACCAUGGGCCAGGCCGCGGAGAAGACUGAAAAGUCAUCCACCGGCAGCGGCCUGAGAUUCAGGAUCAAGGAGCACAACCUCAACCGCCGGCGUAAAGUCAGCGUUCCUGAGCUGGGGCCCAUGACCACGGUGCACGAGGUUCCCAUGGAUUCCCCCACAAUCCCUGGGAGGCCACCUCUCCAUGAGCGAUCCAUCAGCGCCCCUAGCCACACCCUGAAGCCUCACCACCUCGCCGAUAUCAUGCUCUCCAGGAAAACCCCCCCCGUCAGCGAGAACGAAGAACUGAGCAGCAGCUUCGGUAGCAGCAACGAGUCCAUCAGCCCGUUCGAUAUGCCGAAGCCCGCCUCCAGCCGGCCACUUUCGCCCAGGAGCCUGGCCCCGUUAGUGAUCCCGAUGCAGGGCUGUAUACUUUCCAAGGUCACCGGACAGUGGUCUUUCAGCCACAGCAAAUCCCCUAGCAAUUCGCUCGACGUCAACAACAGCUCGCGCUCGACACGUACGGACGACUCCCCGAGGACACGAACCCCCUACACGCCGCUCUCGGGAGGAACCACCAUGACGACCCCCAGGUCGGCGAGUACCGUGGCGACAACAUCCACAGCCCCAACUCCCGUCACGGCGACUCCGGUCUCGGUAUCCAUGGAUGCUCGUGGCUCGCCCAAAGGCUGGGGUGAAACGCCUACUGUGACAACGCCACAGGAGAGGACGGGGACGUCGUUCUUCGACUGCAGUGUCACUCCCAAGGGCGUCAGCUCCGAGGCCCGCCCGCAGCCACAGUCUCUCGCCAACGGACACAGGAGAAACCAAUCCGAGUCGUCUGGCAGCAUCAUGGAUCGGGGUCGCCCGCGCAAGCGGAGCGAAAUCAUACCUGGUGGCAUUGCGAUUGGCCGCUCGGCGUCCAUGUCCAAGCGCAGCAAGAGCGCCGAUCGGCGUGCGUUCGAGUCCCUCCCCAGGGGCUGGAAGGCGACCGAGGCCAUCACGGCGCUCGAGCAGAGCGAGGCUGCGGCGCUGCAGAAGCAGGCGCUUCAGCAGGCGGCCAGGUUCGAGGUCCUCCGGAAGGGGGAUGUCGAGGCCCUGUCAAGGGAACUGCGGCAGCUUGAUGAGCGGACCGAGUACCUGCGCCGCACGUACGCGUCGCUCAGAGCCGGCCGGCGCAAUCUGCAUUCGCGCAUCUGCCAGUAUCUGCGCUCCCCUCGCGUCGCCAAAUUCAGCUACGACGCGAUGCUGAAGCAGGAGGAGGCACUCGCUGAGCUCGACCAGUCCAUCGACGACUGGGUUGGCAAGUUGGAGCAGGCCGAGAACAGGCGCACCCGUGUGCGCCAGAAGCUUCUGGAGCAUGUCGCUGCCGCCGCCACAAUGCCCCUGAGCCCUGCCUGCGUCAAGGGUGUCAGCGAGAGCCUCCAGAUGGCUGUCGGCAUGCGGGCGCCGCCCUCAAUGCCUGCCGGCAACAUCUCGACGCCUCCCCGCAGCCCAACUAGACAGCCCUACUCGGCGCAGCAGUCUCCCACCCCCCAACGCUUUGUCCCCUCCACCAUCAUGGAGCAGCCACUAGGCGAGGAGGAUGCGGCAGCCGCAGAUGUCGGACUAAGCCUCACUCAGGCCACACUGCCUAAGCCCACGCCCCCUACCACCCACCUCACCCGCGCCGACAUCCAAAGCAUUCGCAUCUACGCCGGCGACGACGUCUAUGCCCUUCUUGCUGACGUCGAGAACGAAAUCACCAAGAUGGGUGAGUUGCCGACCGGCCAGAAGGACCAAGCGCAGGAUAUCACCCUGUCGGACCACCAGCGCAAAGAACUGCACCGUGCCCAAAGUCACGAGCUCUUGAACGGCCUUUCCAAGAAGUCGUCUGCCAACAGCAUCUCCAGCACCAAGAGCGCCACCACCACGCCCUCACCGCCAGCCGCCGCCACCAAGCCUUCAUCACCAAUCACCAUCAAUCCGUCCUCUCCAGCCCGUACCGCCGCCCCCAAGGAUUUCGACGCGCCUUCUCCUCCUGCUGCAUCCCUCCCUCCCCUUCCUGGCAACGGUGAGAUAUUCCUCACCAGUGCCGUCUUCAAGCCAUAGGGCCAUUCACCACACCCGAGGAUCUCGACCCAUUUCCUCUCUGUUCUCACCUGUCAUUUUUACGAUAUACAUACAAGAGGCACCAUCAUUCUUCUCAUCAUUCGAAAACGAUGUUUACGGCCGACCACAUUUUGCCAUUUAUCUGUCCGCACUAGACGCGACGACUCCCUUACCGGACAUCUUUUUUCCCCUCCCCGCUGGAUACCCUUUCGCGUCGAUUGCAUUGCUGCGGCGACCCUGCUGCCAUCGAUUGUAUUUUCAAAUCCUACCUGCAACAUAUUCUUGACUUUGCUUUGCUAAGCAAGCCACUCCAUUUCCUGACCUUCCUUUGUUCGCUUUCCUUUGUCGCGUCUGUACAUCUCACUUUGCUUCUGCCCCUGUCUGUCUUCUGCUUCACCUGUUCGUCUUUGUAUCAUCAUCUUUUACCCCUCUGGCACACUUGUAUUCACACCAGCGUUCUGCAAUAUUUCCUGUUGAUCAAAUCUUCUUUUGCCGCAUGCACUCACCCCCCUACAGACAGGGGUAUGUGCCCUGGAGUUGUUUGUAUUGUAUUUGGAGGCUUUCUUGGGCUGGCGGAUGGCGCGCCAGAUCUUGAUAUCCAAAGCGGUCUACUGGCAAGGCGCAAAGAUGUGCAUUCCGUUGCGGAUACCAUCAAAACAAGGGACGAGGGCGUCACCGGCAGUGGCCAUAUGACGCAACGCCGGUGGUCUGGCUGUCUUGUCCCGCCUGAAACGCACUAGGGCGUUUAGGGGAUGUUGGAGACGGAUGCCACGUUUAGGAAGACGUGAUCGUCGAGGUGGCUAGGCUGGGGGUUGCGACUUGGCCCAAAGCAAAGGUGGAAAACGAAUAAAAAGAGUAAAGUAAAAUAAAAAGUGAUCUAUCAGCCCA
Gaeumannomyces tritici R3-111a-1 is the source of this 3993-nucleotide messenger RNA. RefSeq lists its product as hypothetical. The transcript is spliced from 3 exons. The coding region runs from base 814 to 3105 and encodes 763 amino acids. Lineage: Eukaryota; Fungi; Ascomycota; Sordariomycetes; Magnaporthales; Magnaporthaceae. The record is from RefSeq and is a predicted model, not a curated record.